Equus quagga is the source of this 3931-nucleotide messenger RNA. It is a transcript of the gene ACTN4, whose product is annotated as actinin alpha 4. The record is from RefSeq and is a predicted model, not a curated record. Gene Ontology annotation, molecular function: calcium ion binding; actin filament binding. Gene Ontology annotation, cellular component: cell junction; cell projection; cortical actin cytoskeleton. The transcript is spliced from 21 exons. Gene Ontology annotation, biological process: muscle cell development; actin cytoskeleton organization. NCBI's taxonomy places the organism in Eukaryota, Metazoa, Chordata, Mammalia, Perissodactyla, Equidae. Bases 135 to 2870 code for a protein of 911 amino acids.
AGGGCGGGCUGAAGCAGCCGAGGCGGCGGCGGCGACGGCGGCGGCGGCAGCGGCAGCGGCAGCGGCAGCUCGGACAGAGGGGCGGGAGCCGAGGCGGGAGCGGACGGGCUGGUGGGCGAGCGAGAGGCGGCGGAAUGGUGGACUACCACGCGGCGAACCAGUCGUACCAGUACGGCCCCAGCAGCGGGAGCAAUGGCGCCGGCGGCGGGGGUAGCAUGGGCGACUACAUGGCCCAGGAGGACGACUGGGACCGGGACCUGCUGCUGGACCCGGCCUGGGAGAAGCAGCAGCGCAAGACCUUCACAGCCUGGUGCAACUCCCACCUGCGGAAGGCCGGCACGCAGAUCGAGAACAUCGACGAGGACUUCCGAGAUGGCCUGAAGCUCAUGCUCCUCCUGGAAGUCAUCUCUGGGGAACGGUUACCCAAGCCGGAGCGGGGCAAGAUGCGAGUGCACAAGAUCAACAAUGUGAACAAGGCGCUGGACUUCAUCGCCAGCAAGGGGGUCAAGCUGGUCUCCAUUGGGGCCGAAGAGAUCGUGGACGGCAACGCAAAGAUGACCCUGGGAAUGAUCUGGACCAUCAUCCUCAGGUUCGCCAUCCAGGAUAUCUCUGUGGAAGAGACGUCUGCCAAGGAAGGGCUCCUUCUCUGGUGCCAGAGGAAGACCGCCCCGUAUAAGAACGUCAACGUGCAGAACUUCCACAUCAGCUGGAAGGACGGUCUUGCCUUCAAUGCCCUGAUCCACCGGCACAGACCGGAGCUGAUCGAGUAUGACAAGCUGAGAAAGGACGACCCAGUCACCAACCUGAACAAUGCCUUUGAAGUGGCCGAGAAAUACCUAGACAUUCCCAAGAUGUUGGAUGCAGAGGACAUUGUGAACACGGCCCGGCCCGACGAGAAGGCCAUAAUGACCUAUGUGUCCAGCUUCUACCAUGCCUUUUCGGGAGCGCAGAAGGCUGAGACGGCCGCCAACCGGAUCUGCAAGGUGCUGGCUGUCAAUCAGGAGAACGAGCACCUGAUGGAAGAUUACGAGAGGCUGGCCAGCGAUCUCCUGGAGUGGAUCCGGCGCACGAUCCCCUGGCUGGAGGACCGCGUGCCCCAGAAGACUAUCCAGGAAAUGCAGCAGAAGCUGGAGGACUUCCGCGACUACCGGCGUGUGCACAAGCCGCCCAAGGUGCAGGAGAAGUGCCAGCUGGAGAUCAACUUCAACACGCUGCAGACCAAGCUGCGCCUCAGCAACCGGCCCGCCUUCAUGCCCUCCGAGGGCAAGAUGGUCUCGGACAUCAACAACGGCUGGCAGCACCUGGAGCAGGCCGAGAAGGGCUAUGAGGAGUGGCUGCUGAACGAGAUCCGCAGGCUGGAGCGGCUCGACCACCUGGCGGAGAAGUUCCGGCAGAAAGCCUCCAUCCACGAGGCCUGGACCGAUGGGAAGGAGGCCAUGCUGAAGCAGCGGGACUAUGAGACGGCCACCCUGUCGGACAUCAAAGCCCUCAUCCGCAAGCACGAGGCCUUCGAAAGCGACCUGGCCGCACACCAGGACCGCGUGGAGCAGAUUGCGGCCAUCGCCCAGGAGCUCAACGAGCUGGAUUACUACGACUCCCACAACGUCAACACCCGGUGCCAGAAGAUCUGCGACCAGUGGGAUGCCCUCGGCUCUCUGACCCACAGCCGCAGGGAAGCCCUGGAGAAAACAGAGAAGCAGCUGGAGACCAUUGACCAGCUGCACCUGGAGUACGCCAAGCGGGCAGCCCCCUUCAACAACUGGAUGGAGAGUGCCAUGGAGGAUCUCCAGGACAUGUUCAUCGUGCACACCAUCGAGGAGAUCGAGGGCCUCAUCUCAGCCCAUGACCAGUUCAAGUCGACACUGCCAGACGCCGACAGGGAGCGCGAUGCCAUCCUGGCCAUCCACAAGGAGGCCCAGAGGAUCGCCGAGAGCAACCACAUCAAGCUGUCGGGCAGCAACCCCUACACCACCGUCACACCCCAGAUCAUCAACUCCAAGUGGGAGAAGGUGCAGCAGCUGGUGCCUAAGCGGGACCAGGCCCUCCUGGAGGAACAGAGCAAGCAGCAGUCCAACGAGCGCCUCCGCCGCCAGUUCGCCAGCCAGGCCAACAUCGUGGGGCCCUGGAUCCAGACUAAGAUGGAGGAGAUCGGGCGCAUUUCCAUCGAGAUGAACGGGACCCUGGAGGACCAGCUGAGCCACCUGAAGCAGUACGAGCGCAGCAUCGUGGACUACAAGCCCAACCUGGACCUGCUCGAGCAGCAGCACCAGCUCAUCCAGGAGGCCCUCAUCUUCGACAACAAGCACACCAACUACACCAUGGAGCACAUCCGUGUGGGCUGGGAACAGCUGCUCACCACCAUCGCGCGCACCAUCAACGAGGUCGAGAACCAGAUCCUCACCCGCGACGCCAAGGGCAUCAGCCAGGAGCAGAUGCAGGAGUUCCGCGCCUCCUUCAACCACUUCGACAAGGACCACGGCGGGGCGCUGGGGCCGGAGGAGUUCAAGGCCUGCCUCAUCAGCCUGGGCUACGAUGUGGAGAAUGACCGGCAGGGCGACGCCGAGUUCAACCGCAUCAUGAGCAUGGUUGACCCCAACCACAGUGGCCUCGUGACCUUCCAAGCGUUCAUCGACUUCAUGUCGAGGGAGACCACCGACACAGACACGGCCGACCAGGUCAUCGCUUCCUUCAAGGUCCUGGCAGGGGACAAGAACUUCAUCACGGCCGAGGAGCUGCGGAGAGAGCUGCCCCCCGACCAGGCCGAAUACUGCAUCGCCCGCAUGGCGCCCUACCAGGGCCCCGACGCCGUGCCCGGUGCCCUCGACUACAAGUCCUUCUCCACAGCCCUGUACGGCGAGAGCGACCUGUGAGGCCGGCCCUGUGCGGCCCGCGCCCUCCUCGCAGCCUCCCGGAGGGGCUGGGCCCGGCCACUCCUCUGACUCUGUAUCUAUGCAAAGCGCCUGGCAGUCCUUCCUGGGGUGGGCGGGGCGGGGAGGCGCUGGGCCGGCUCUCUUCUCUCUCUGCGUCCUGGCCCUGGCCGGAGGCUGCUCUUCCUCCCCCUGGACGGGGCAUGCGUGCGGGCCUCUGGGCAGCGCUUCUGGUCUGGUAAAUAUAUGUGAUGUGCUUUGUCAUUUUUUUUAACUACAUGGAGGGGCCAGUGGAUCCCCACAGCAAAACAGGCCCCCUCCUAGCCCUCGGAACGCCCUCCACACCCCGGCCCUCCCUUUGUCCCCGAGGUUCCUUCAAGGCUCCCAAAUCCAUCCAGGCCAAAGCCCGACGUGCCUUGUCCAGGAGCCGCCCGGGCCUGCGACGGGCCCAGCAGAGGGCGCCUCGGCUCCCGACAGGACAGGGGACCCCACUCCUGUCUCCCCGCCCCCCCCCAGGUGACUGCCCCACUGAGGGGUGCUGCCCGGCACCCCUGCUCUGCAGCAGAGGAGUGGGGCUGGCAGAUGGCCUUGCCCCCCGCCGGCCCCACCUUGCUUUGUCCGGACCUACGCCUCUCAGAUUUUCUAAGGACCAAAAAAAAAAAAACCCACAAAAAAACAAAAAAUCCACCCACACACAAAAAACUAUAAAAAAAAAAAUUUAAAAACUUUCAGAGAAUUGCUAUUUACUUUAUUAACUUACGGAUUUAUUAUAUAAAUAUAUAUCCACCUAGCACCGUAUCUCUGCCGCCUCUGCUCGUAAUGACGUAGCGAUCGCCCCCCCGCUCCCCCCACGCCCGCUGGUCUCUGUCGUUGUGUGGAGCGAGGGUCUCUGGGACCCUCCCCAGGGGAGGGUGGGCUGCUGGCCUGGCUGCCUGUUAGUUGAUGGUUUUGCUCCCUCCCUGCCCUUUUUUUGAGUUUAUUCUGAUAAUUUUUUUUUCUCGGUUUCUGGAUAAACCACCCUUCUGGGGACAGGAUAAUAAAACAUGUAAUAUUUUUAAGAAGGA